Scatophagus argus is the source of this 2971-nucleotide messenger RNA. It is a transcript of the gene nkiras1, whose product is annotated as NFKB inhibitor interacting Ras-like 1. The record is from RefSeq and is a predicted model, not a curated record. Bases 140 to 718 code for a protein of 192 amino acids. NCBI's taxonomy places the organism in Eukaryota, Metazoa, Chordata, Actinopteri, Scatophagidae. The transcript is spliced from 4 exons. Gene Ontology annotation, molecular function: GTPase activity; GTP binding. Gene Ontology annotation, biological process: canonical NF-kappaB signal transduction.
CUAUGAUAAACUCCGUCACUCGCGCAAGCGCAGUGGCAGAAUGCGCCUUAGAGCGAGCAGAGCAGGAUGGAUGCUCUGGUUGUGACGCUGCAUUUAAAAACUUGAUGACAGCAAGAUAUCCACCUGAUUCAAGCUCGAAAUGGGAAAAGGCUGUAAAGUUGUAGUGUGUGGCCAGGCAGCAGUUGGAAAAACUGCCAUACUGGAACAGCUGCUGUACGGAAAUCACUCUGUUGGUUCGGAGUCCAACGAGACCCAAGAGGAUGUGUAUGUGGCCUCGGUGGAAACUGACCGCGGCGUGAAGGAACAGCUGAGACUUUAUGACACCAAAGGUCUCCACGAUGGACAAGACCUCCCCAAACACUACUACUCAGUGGCAGACGGCUUCGUACUCGUCUACAGCGUCGACAGCUUGGAGUCUUUCAAGAAGGUGGACAUUCUGAAGAAAGAAAUCGACAAGUCCAGAGAUAAAAAAGAGGUGACAGUCAUAGUGCUGGGGAAUAAGACAGACCUGCGGGAGCGUCGUCAGGUGGACCAGGAAGUGGCGCAGCAGUGGGCGCGAGGCGAGAAGGUGAAGCUGUGGGAGGUGAGCGUCAGCGAACGCAACUCCCUCAUCGAACCCUUCACCCAGCUGACCAGCCGCCUCACACAGCCUCAGAGCAAGUCUGCCUUCCCUCUGCCUGGGCGCAAAAGCAAAGGCACCCCAUCCAACGACAUCUGAAGCUCUGAAGCCCCUCCCCCCCAUUCCUCUCUGCCCCUAUAGUAAGCUGCAUUCACCUCAUAUGGGAAUAACCUGCAGGACUGCCUGGAUGGGCCUUUGGACUUUGGGUCCUUCUUUGUAAAUAUACUAUUACAUAUAGCAAUCACAUAGUUUAGGGAACUCGUUUUGGGAAAUCUGCUCAUUUGGUGUCUUCCUGAGAGAGACAGAAAUGACAAGAUUGAUUUCAGUGUGUUUGUACGGAACAUCGUUAGCCUGGCGGAACAUCGUCCGCCUAGCUUCGCACAAAGUGUAAAACGAUGGCCACCAACACCUCUGUAGCUCUUUCAUGAACAAUGUAUUUCUUGUUUGUUUCAUUUGUACGCCAACAGAUUUAGAUUUCUGGGGUAGUGCUGGAACUACUUCCUGACAACCAACAGGUUAUCUACCUGUCCAGUACUGCUGUGCAUUGUCUCUGGCUGUAGUGCAGGUUGCCAGUUGCACUCCCUGUGCACAAGUUUUGAUGUUGUUCUCUGUAGUGGCAUAAUGAGACCAACCCUGAAAAACUCACUCUAAUGACCAGACACAUCAAAGAUGUGGUGGCUUUUAGAGGGUGGAACUUUUUCUUGGUGAACAACCCAGUGUAUUGAUCGUUUGCAGCUUUCCAAGGUCUGAACGUCCCAGUGAGAUUGCCAGGUUUAUUAAGCAUCAUGCCUUUGCAAAGACCUAAACAAAUGUGGCUUAAAGCUGGAAAGAAGCACUGGGCAGAUGGAUAAGUUAUUGUUAUUUGUAUUUUUGAACUUAUAACAGAGGCGGCUUCACCAGUUUUCUGCCUCCAGUAAUUAUGCUAAGCUAGGCUAACUACGUCUCCAACCCCAGCUCUGACUCUGCAUUAAACACACAGAGCUUCUCGAUAAGCAUAUUCCCCAGUGGGUUAACUAAUCCAAUAAUGAUUUAAGUUGUAGUUCUUCUUCAACAGCAAACCAUAUCUAUAGCCUCUCUUUUCUUAAGUGUGUGUGAAACACCUUUACUUCAAUCUUUCUUUCUUCAGUCCAUCUUAGGGCAUGGGCAAGCACUUUAGUACCAAAGAUUUGAGACAACACAAACACAGAUCUUGUGGGAUUUAUUACUUGUGGGUAUUAUUCCAAGUUAAAAGUUCAGAUAUUUUCCAAGUCCAUCUUAUGUUCAUAUGGUACUUAAUCACAUGUCCGCAUUUACAUUAUAGUUAUUAGUUGUAGUCAUUUCUUCUCUUAGGGCUGUGUAUUAGCAAGAAUCUGCCGUUACAGUAUGUACCACAACGCCGCGCUUAUGAUUGAAUUUAUUGCAAGCAAGGUGAUAUAUUGUGAGUUAGUGAUAAUGCGUUCGCCUCUUCCUGUCUCAGUUGACCUUGUUACUUUGAAGCAAAAGAGUGAAAAGGCUGAAGAUUACAAGACUGCUUUCUGACUGUCUGGGCAGCCACAAAUCUUUGCAUGGAAAACAGUCACUGAAAGUCAGUUCAGUGUUUUUGAGAAUCAAUACAGCAUUAUAGAGGAACAUCUCGAAAUACUUAAAUGUACUGAUAUUUUUUAAUGAUUACAGCAUGAUCAUAUACAGGCAUGUGAUGGUUGCACCAAGAAAGACUUGAGAAAUCUGAAAAUCUCCUUUGUGUAGGACCUGUGGUACCUACACUGUUAUUUCCCAUCUGAUGUGAAUGCAGCAUGAAUGGACUCAGCUAGCCUUCAUCAUGUCCAUCAAGUCCAUCUCAUAUUAAAUAUGGCCUGGCAGCAAUAAUAUACACGGUACCUACUGCCUUUACAUGUGAUGUACGAUUCCAUGAUGUCUGUCUGUCGUUAGCUGCACUCCUGUGUUGUCCAGCCUGUGUAAUCCAAUAGGGCUACAAGUUAAAGCUGUGUGUAAGCCUCUCUAACAGUAGAAAUACCAGUGUUGAGACGAAAUAUUUAUUUUGUAACUAAUUUAUUUUUGUCACUUUUAACGAGCCACAUUCCUUGACUUUUGAAAACAGUGAAACAAUGUGAAGGAUGAUCCGCACGGUUUUCUGUGUCCUUAAUAUUUCAGAGUAAGAGCAUGUACGUGCUGCUAGUAGAACAGAGUCGGGAUGAUGAAGACUCUAAUCAUGCUAAAUACUUAAUAAUUCUCUGCUCUGUAACUGUCUUAAGAUGCACUGAAUAAAAUGUAGCCUCUUUAUAUUUAAUCCUCUGUUAAAAAAAAAAAAAAAAUUGUUUUUUUGGUGGUGUUUCUUAAAGAUGAUCGCGUGAUGAUAAAACAAAGUCGGACGCU